AUGUUUGCCAAGGUCGUACGCGUAUGGGCGAUUCUGUCCCUGGUGUUGGCUUUACAGCUGGCUGCCGCCCAGAGCUUCCAGGUGGUAGUGAGGAGGCAAGAUGGCGAUAGGACAGCAUCUCCCAGCAUGCUCGGUGACGUAUCGGCGUCUCCGUCGUCCAGCGGCAUUGGGUCUUCGACAAUGAGGACGGAUGAUGCAGGCACGGCAUCAAUAACCUCCCCUCCGAGCGGCACAGAGAGGCCCAGCGCCCUUCCGACUUCCACCAUCAUCAGCACCAAAGGACCAUUGGACAAUUCCACUUUCCUUAAUGCGACAAUCCCGGUUGGCCAGCUGCCGUUACCCCCGCAAAUCACACCGGGUUGGGGCGUUGCUGGAGUUAUCAUGCUUAUCACGGGCGUCACAUACACAUUGGUCGGCAUCAAGAAUCGUUGGAUUCACACCUUCUUCUCUACCGCCUAUAUCACAGCACUUGGCGUGGCGGUGCUGAUCGUCUAUGUUAUGAACAUUCCCGUUAGCAACGCCAUCCAAGGUGGAUAUGUCGUGGCCGUCAUCAUGUCGGGCUGCGCCGUGGGUGCCGCCUCCAUGUUCUUCAAAGAACUGACAGAAGGUCUGGGAUGCGCCCUGGGAGGGUUUUGUGUGAGCAUGUGGCUCCUGUGUUUGGUGCCAGGGGGCCUCCUACAGUCCGUGCCCUCCAAGGCAAUCUUCAUCGCCGUCUUUACCCUGGUCGGCUUCGGCUUUUACUUCAGCCGUUGGACCCGAGACUGGGCGCUCAUUGGCAUGAUCUCGUUUGCGGGCGCAACAGUCACGGUGCUCGGCAUCGACUGCUACAGCCGUGCAGGGCUAAAAGAGUUUUGGGUUUACAUCUGGCAGAUCAACGGGAACCUCUUUCCCCUCGGCGCCGAUACCUACCCCGUCACUAAGGGCAUCCGGGUCGAGACCGCGGCCAUCGUCAUCAUUGCUCUGGUCGGCAUCAUAUCUCAGAUCAAGCUAUGGAUCAUUGUCAGGGAGAAGCGUGAGAAAAGAGCUGCGGAGCGAGCGGAAGACCAGCGGAACCUCGAAGUCGAAGAAGAAAACGUCGGCAGACAGGUGGAGGAGACCAACGCUCGCGAGCGCCGCCGCUGGGAGCGAGUCCACGGAGAGGGCACCAUCGGUAGUGGAGAGUCUCGCACGUCGGACUACGGAGACUACGGGAGCGAGAAGAGGCUCAGAGGCAGCCACAAUGGCUCGUACAAACCUCGGUCGUCAGCUGAGGUGUACGAGAUGGCUGAUAUCUCCGAGUCGGAAGAGUCGCGCAGCGGACCAAACGCGUUGAUGGAGGCAGAAGAGGCUCAGGAUGGCAAGGUCACAGUACGGGUGGCAGCCGACGAUAUACCCGAGUCGCACACGGACAUUGGCGACGACAUGGACGCAAAGACUGCGACAAUGAGCGAAGGUGCCGCAAUAUCAGGCACUGGGGCCAAGAGACUUUCCCAGCGGACCGCCACAAGCAAGCGUAUAUCACAAGCCCAGACUGUUACCGAAGCACCAGAAGUCGUACCUCUUCCAUUCACGGUUCCAGAAAACAACGACGCCGAGUCCAACUGCGAUAGGUCUUCCGUCGCUACUUUUGCAGACGAGGUGGAAGAUGAGGCACCGAUGCGGCGACAGGUCGAGCGCCCUUCCUUGGCCAACAGGCUCUCACAGGGAUCGGCUACGCUUCUGAGGAGCUUAUCUUCAGGGGCAAGGCGGGGCCAGACGGUCGCGAACCCGGAACACGGCGAGAGCUGCCACGAGCUAGUACAAGAACCGACUCCCGAUGAAGGAGAUGACGAAUCUUUGGCUGCCACUGUCGACAAUGACAGCGUCAGCGGUGCCGACCGCCAAUCAAUAUACUCGGAACACACGCGAAAGAGCGUCGAAAUCAAUGCCGACCUGUCUAAAGAGGACACCGAAGUGGCCGCACACGACAAUUCAAAGGACCUUCCUAAGUAUUCGGCAACAGCAGCGCUGUCUCCUCAGGUCGAAGAAGGGACAGAGGAGCGCCCAGAGGAUGCGAGGGCCGGAAAAGACAACUCAGGCGUAGUGAAUGCGCCCCAAGAUGCCACGAACGACUCGCCUGCAAAUUCGGAGCUCCCUUCGCAGGGAAUUGCUGGAGAGUCGGCGGCGCAGAGCCAGGCGGUGUCCGCGGUUGACCCUGUGCCAGAACCGUCAGAGAAGCAAAAGUCCGUCGCUACGUCAGUCGCAUCGACGCCUGCGAGUCUGACCCAGGAUCGCCUACCGCGGCCGCUGUCGCGCGUGGCCAUGUCUUAUCGGACGAACGAAUGGGUCAAACAUCUGAGCUACGCAGACACGCCGGAGCUGGAUGACUUGCAGGUCAACGAUGCGGGCCGACCGACAAAGACUGUUGCCAAGGAGCGUUCUGUCCCCGUUGACGUGGAAGAACUCCAGAAGACGGCGACGGAGGGAAUAGCUCCGGCUGCGCUGAAGCAGAGUGAACCCCAAGUCUCAAUCAUCUCACACGCCCCCAGUGGUUCGAAGCGGGCAUCAAGGCACGAACACGCUAUGGCUGCUCAAGCAAGCUACCACCCUCAAGAUAACGAAAUUAUCCGAAACGCGACAUCCCCACCGCCGUUGACGGCAUCAUCACCACCUCCCCCUGUCGGCAUCAGCCUGUCUCGAUCGACGUCGUCGAUGGCCUUGCGCAAAGUGUCACCGGGAUUCGACCCCAUCGUGGAGGAGCAGCAGAUGGAGCCGCCCAACGCAGAGCCAAGGCACGAGGAGGCGUCAAGGUCGAGUACAGUGUCGCGGAGCCCGUCGCUUGCCGGCACAGAAGCACCACAGCGCGCCGCGGUACCGGGCGUCGUCUCCUACGCAAGCCCCCAGACGCUGAUUGGGCAGCGCGAGUUGUUCCUGCGAAGCAAAUCGCAGGCGAGCCUCCUCGCGCAAUCGCCCGAGCCUACAUUUGCGGCGCAUGGGCCCGGUAGCGACGGCGGAUCGAUUUAUAACUAUCCCCUUCACGCAUCACAGCUGAACGUUGCUGACCCCGACGAUCUGCCUUUGAGCCAACGGAGGGAGAUUAUGUGCCAGAGCAGUCUUAUGUCCCUGUCCCAGCCGAAUAACUCGGUUCACCGCCUGUCUCAUGUCGGUCAUGAGAGUGCGGAAAGUCUGCCUUUCAACUCUCACCAGCCAAGGAGGUCAUCGGCAUUGCUGACUCGGUCCGCACGGGACUCGCAGCUCGCCAGCUUCCGCCAGUCAGUGCAGCAGGACCUCCGCUCCGGGACGCCCAUCAUGGCUACCUCCGGGCGAGAAUCUCCCUUUACCUCGUCCUCACUUCUAGGCAAUCGCGAGGCUGAAGUGCAGCGGAACAUUGAGAUGCAGCGCAAUGUGCUGAUGGGUCAGAAAGAAGCCGAAGCCCAGCGGAGAGAGAUGCAGCGACGCGAAAAGGAGCAUCUCGAUCGCGCCUUCGACGAGCGCAUGAGGAACGGAGACCUGCUUGAAGUGCACCGCGAGGCGAUGCGCAAGAUGCAAAAGGGGGCCCGCUAG
This is a messenger RNA of Purpureocillium lilacinum, 3522 nucleotides long. RefSeq lists its product as uncharacterized. NCBI's taxonomy places the organism in Eukaryota, Fungi, Ascomycota, Sordariomycetes, Hypocreales, Ophiocordycipitaceae. The record is from RefSeq and is a predicted model, not a curated record.